Molecule: messenger RNA, 1431 nt
Organism: Chelmon rostratus (copperband butterflyfish)
Lineage: Eukaryota; Metazoa; Chordata; Actinopteri; Chaetodontiformes; Chaetodontidae
Gene: qng1
Product: chromosome 5 C9orf64 homolog
Exons: 7
Coding region: 66-1085 (339 amino acids)
Source: RefSeq, a predicted model, not a curated record
AACAGGUAGUGGAAGGACGAGCUUGCUGUAGACUUUCUGCGUUCAUCGCUGUGCGUCUUCUCAGCAUGGGGUCACCUCUGUUUCCCCGUGAGUCUGGCCAGUUCGUAGCAGAGGGGAGUCGGGAUGUGUUUGUGGAGGAGGAAGGAGUGCAGAAGGUGGCAGAGAUGCUCUACAGCCUCCGACACAGUGACGAUUUGACCGCCAGUGGCUGGAAGAAGGCAAAUCCAUUGGCUCCAGCACCGACCUCUGACCAGGCCUUGAACUGGGUGUUUGUGGUCGACACCAUGAACUUCUCCUUUUGGCCAGAGACGGAAACUCAGCAGUGUGAGGUGACCUAUAAAGGGACCACGUACACAGGCUACAUGACCCUGUGUGCUGCCAUCACCAGGGCCAUGGAGGAAGGUGUACCCAUCACUGAUCCGAAGUACUUCUCUCAGAUGAGUGUGGAGCAGCUGGCACAUGUCCUUCGAUCAGACAACGAAACAGCCAUGCCCAUGCUUCAGGAGCGUCACCAGGUGCUGACUGAAGGCGGCCGUCUGCUGCUUGAACACGGCGGAAGCUUCCGGAGUUUUAUCAGCCAAGCCGGGAAUGACGCCCAGAAGAUGGUGGAACUCAUCGUGGAGAAGAUCCCUUCCUACAGGGACGAAGCUACGUACGAGGGGAAGAGAAUCUCAUUCUACAAGCGAGCUCAGAUCCUGGUGGCAGAUUUCUGGGGCGUCAUGGAGGCCAGGGGAGAGGGCGACAUCAUCAACAUGGACUGGCUCACCAUGUUCGCAGACUACAGGGUCCCUCAGGCUCUCGUCCACCUCGGAGCACUGCGAUACUCUGACGCACUGAUGCAGGCGCUGAAGAACGGCGAGCUGCUGAGUUCAGGGGACAGGAGAGAGGUCGAGAUCCGUGGUUGUUCGAUUUGGUCUGUGGAGUUGAUCAAAGAUCGCCUUUGCAAGCUGGUGCAGGAGAGAGACGGACAGACCUGCAGCGUCAACUCUGCAAUCAUCGACUUCUACCUGUGGCCUUAUGCCAAGCAGCACCACAAAGAGAUGGCUCACAUUCCCAUACACCACACACGCUGUGUUUACUACUGACAGGCUGGCUGGCAGCAUUACAUACAGUGGGCUGCACUUCUCAGUGUGCAGCCUUGGCACCGGUGCCUUUCCCUGGGAUAAAGCCAAGCAUGUCUCUAUGCCAGAUAUAUGUGCAAAUGGGCUUCUCCACUCGCUGUAAUGGAAACAGGUGUCAAGCUUUCAUGUAGCUUGUUGGUCUAUGCGGGUAGCAGCACUGUUGGCCAUUUGCAGAAAAUUAGAAUGUUUACUGUUCAUACGGUACAUUUGGAGAGCAAGUAAUCGUAUACUGUAUGUUAACAUACAAGGACACAUCAGCGUAUGUACACUGAUUUGAACUUGUAACCUGAUUAAAUUGUGGAAAUAGAUA